This is a messenger RNA of Caenorhabditis elegans, 498 nucleotides long. RefSeq names its product Thymosin beta-4 (gene F55B12.10). The transcript has 2 exons. The coding region runs from base 37 to 288 and encodes 83 amino acids. The record is from RefSeq and is marked reviewed. NCBI's taxonomy places the organism in Eukaryota, Metazoa, Nematoda, Chromadorea, Rhabditida, Rhabditidae.
UUUUCAGAUAGAAAGUUUUUGAACGCGCUCCUAAAAAUGAUGUCUACUGAGAAGAUGAAUAUUCGCCAGCCAGCAGAGGCUCUGGCCUGCCGAAAUGCUCCAGCAGCCGUUGAGAAGACAGUUCCAUCGACGGAAAAACCAGCUGCCCUGAUUCAGCUUGAGAAAGAGCAAAAGCACCAGAAAGAAAUGGAAUCCGUUGGACGCCGCCCGGAGGAACUUCUUGCUGCACACAGUGCCCCAGCUGCCAUCGACAAGCCGUAUCCAUCGACUGAAAAGAAAGCUUUGUAAAUUCCGAAGGAAAAUAUAAUAAUCAUUGAAAGUAAUAUGAUUUAUUAAUUUUUCUAAAAAUAGUCACUUUAUGACCUAAUUAUUUUAUUUUCACUGUUUAUUUUUGUAUUCUUAAAGCUCAUCACCACCUCAUAUUUUACGAAAUCCCAGUUUAAAAUCUCAGUUGUAUCCACAUUGGAUCAAUAUUUUCUGAAUGAAAUCAUCAUUAAU